AUGGUCACUCUAAAAGUGGAUUCAGUACCACAACUCCAAAAGCCCACAGAAACCAAUAGCAGCCUGCCAGUACUGGAAGGCAGUUUUUCUUACAGCUCAGUGGGCACCAGUAGGAGUAUGAGAAAGCGUGAAGCUGGCAAGCAAGCUCUGCCUAGGAGGAAGGAAUGGCUAUAA
This is a messenger RNA of Dovyalis caffra, 174 nucleotides long. NCBI's taxonomy places the organism in Eukaryota, Viridiplantae, Streptophyta, Magnoliopsida, Malpighiales, Salicaceae. The record is from the annotation of a GenBank genome assembly.